AGCUCCAUGCCAAACAUAUCCUAAAAGCUCCAUGCCAAACAUACCCUAAGUAUUAAGUAUAUGAUUAUGGAGACAUAAAAGUAAGUAAAAAGUGUGAAACUGUGAAUGAACUGUUUGUGGUUUUAAAUUGAGUGGUUGACCUUUUGCUUUGCAACAUAUUUCAUGUUAAGAUAUGCUAUAAAGAGGAAUCAUUGUUUUCAAAGAAAGGAGGUGUUUGUACCAAGUCAGGAAAAAAGUACCAAUGUACUCGGGACUUUUACAUUUUGCUUUGGGUACAGAGGACGAUACGCGGUGACUUUUGUUGAUGAAUUGAAUAUGUGAAUACAGUAACAUACUUUCUAUAAGUAGAGUACAAAAUGCUAUGGUUUAAAAAACGGUCAAGGCGGUAAGAAAACGUGUAUGAGGCGGCCUCAUGUGGUUAUGUUUGUACGUACGUACGUCUCUAAGGGCUGAGGCGGUAAGAAAACGUGUAUGAGGCAGUGCCUCAUGGGUUGAGGAUGACCAAUUAGAAAGUGGUGCCUUUUAUGCUGUUUGAGUUUGAUUACAAACUUUUUGUGUGUUUUUGAUGUUUAGUAUUUUAUUUUUUUAUAAGAUAUAUAAUUUUUAUAUUUACUUUUUAGUUCCGCCUCGGGCUUACGCCUCGUGAGGCGAAGGGAAAACGCCUUGAGGCUCGAUUCCAUUCUUUUAAACCUUGAAUAAUGCACAUUCAUAUAUGUUGUUGCAUUUCUUUUUCAUGUUAUUGCAAGAAAGAUACUUUUUUGGAGCCGAGCUCAAGCUAUAAUGAUCCAAAAGGUUUCAAUGAUUAUUUCUAUGAUCAUCUUUAUAUCGGUUUUGUGAGAACUUAGUUGCAGAAGUUAUCCACAAGUUCUUGAUGCAACACGUAUUAACCGCCGGCAACAUAGAUGCCAACAAUGACUUGUGUCAUAAGAUAGUUUAGGAAGGACUAAAUAUUAUUCGUCACGAGCACUGGGUUAAUAAUAAACAUCAGUGUAAGCAGCAGUCAUAUUAUUAAUGAAUUUGAGAUGUUGCAGCAGCAAAUUAUGUUCAAGCAGCUCGAAGAACUCCAGAGGAAACAGAAACUCAAAGAGUUAAAUCAACAAUCGUUAGUACACAAUAAGCAAGCUCUCGGGGCUCAUUACGCACCCUUAAUUAACGGAACACCAGUUCGUGAUGCAUCCCAAAUGUUUAUGUUCGGUAAUACCAACUUGGCUCAUGGGUACCAGAGUGGAUUUCUUUAUUCACAGGCCCAAAAUGAACUUCUCCAUUCAACGAGUCUUGCGUCUCAGCUAUUUAAUGGGCAUAGUGUUAGCAGAUCAUGUAUGAGUGAUCAAAUUAAUGUUUCAUAUCAGGAUAGAAACAUGAUUCAACCAGCUCUUAGUCAAACAAAAAAUGAUCAGCAAGAACAAGACGUCGUCAAUCCUUCUCAGGAGUUAACUAGUUUGGAUCCAAUGGAACGUAAGUUCUUAUACGAUACAAAUGAUGACAAUUUGGGAAGUUUCGGGAACAUGUUUGAAGACAUAGACAAGGAGCAAGCGUUUCCGUCACUUCCAAACGGGAGUUGGAGUGCUCUUAUGCAGUCUGCCGUUGAAGAAACCUCCAGUACCGAUACAGGGGUGCAGGAAGAGUGGAGCGGUUUGAGCUUUCAGAACCCAGAAGUGCCCAAUGAUAACCAGCCUUCCGGUCUAAUGGAAAGUGGGAAAAAUCUAACUCCAUGGCAGAAUAACAGUUUUCAAACUGGACCGUCUUUAAAAGCGUCUAGUGCACAAGUUCAAAGAUUUUCACCUUUACAGUCCCAUCAAGGAUCGUGUGGACAUUCUUCUGUUCCGCAAUACUUUGGCUUGAUGUUGGGCCCACCAACUCAAAGGAUAGAAACUGCUUCUGAAGCUCUGACGGAGUCAGCUGCAAGCGGUAGUCAAUCGAUUAAAAACUCAUCUCACCCUCUUCAAGAUGCUUAUCCGCUGUAUGGAAAUAGUUCGUCUCUGCAAAUGAAAUUAGCCAGCAAAAGUCAAUACGGGAGAGUUUGGCCCGUAACGGGGACCAGCUCGCUUGCUAUUAAUCAAGAUUUGAUCGUUCCUCAAUCAAAGAAGCGUAAAUUUUCUACAUAUGAGCUUCUACCAUGGCAUAAAGAGGCCACAAAAGGUUCUUCAAGGCUUUUAGACAUGAGCACUGCUGAAGUAGAGUGGGCCCAGGCUGCCAAACGGGUACCUGAAAUGUUGAAAGAAGACGCUGAAGCAUUAGGAUACUCAACUCGGAUGGUCCCCUCAAAGAAGAGAGUUAUCUUAUCAACACAGCUUAUGCAAGUGUUAUUUCGACCUGCACCGGCUGCAAUUCCUUCAGACGAUGCUCCUAAAUGCUAUAAUACCUUAACAUACUUUGCCGCUAGAUUGGCACUUGGUGAUGCAUGCAGCUUGUCGAAGUGUUUUUACACGUUGUCAGGGAACGCCUCGAUAUCUAAGGGUAGUUGUGAUCAAAAUCUCUCGAAGAUUGUAGAAGACUUCAUUAAACGAGCAAACGAGCUGGAAAAUGAUAUUUUGAGGUUUGAGAAUGUAGGAUCGGUUCUGGAAAUCAGAAUGGCGUCACAAGAUUUGGAGAGAUUUUCGUUGAUCAAUCGUUUUGCCAAGUUCCAUAGCCGCGCUCAAAUGGUUCCUGCUGAGUCAGCAUCCUCUGGUGGAGCUUCCACUGCCCCUAAAUUAUAUCCUCAAAGAUACGUUAGAGCUAGUCCAAUGCCAACGACAGUACCCCAAGGGUAUAAUUGUCUUUCAUUGUGACGAGUCUUGUUUUUGCCUUAUCUGCUCUCUUCCUUGUCUAACUGUACAUUUCUGGUCCAUCUUUCUGAACCAAAAAGUCAACUGAUGUCGGUUUUGACUUCUGACACACAGUAUAUAACGCUCUUUUGUACAUGUCUACCGACACUAAUUAAGGACUGUUUGGAGUUUGGACGGCUCUGGAGAAUGGCGGGUAUGCAUUUUUAUUAACCAACAUUAAUUCAGACAACAAUAGAAAACUACCAUCAAACUCAUUGUUUUACGUUCCACUCACCCUCCCCAGACCCUACCAAUAGCUUUUGUUGUUAAAUGUACACGUGAGGGGAUGCACAUUCUGUAUCUUAGAUUCGAUCUUAACGGAUCAAUUUAUUAAUUCCUUAUUAGCAUU
This is a messenger RNA of Helianthus annuus (common sunflower), 3153 nucleotides long. RefSeq lists its product as uncharacterized. NCBI's taxonomy places the organism in Eukaryota, Viridiplantae, Streptophyta, Magnoliopsida, Asterales, Asteraceae. Bases 1023 to 2768 code for a protein of 581 amino acids. The transcript has 8 exons. The record is from RefSeq and is a predicted model, not a curated record.